This is a messenger RNA of Penicillium atrosanguineum, 3429 nucleotides long. RefSeq lists its product as uncharacterized. Bases 1 to 3429 code for a protein of 1142 amino acids. NCBI's taxonomy places the organism in Eukaryota, Fungi, Ascomycota, Eurotiomycetes, Eurotiales, Aspergillaceae. The record is from RefSeq and is a predicted model, not a curated record. The transcript has 3 exons.
AUGAAUCGAUUCCGCAAGAACAAGAAGGAGAAGGAGAAGGCCAAGGAGGUCUUGGAGGACUUGGAAAAUGGACCGACACACACUACAAAUCCCGUCUUUAGUCUGAAGUCCAAGAAGAAGGAGCCCGAGCCGCAACCAGAGCCCGAAUUCUCCAUCGAACUCCCCUCCACAGAUAACUUCCGGACCAGUUUACUCAUGCCGAAACUAUCGGCUCGCUUCAGCAUGUUGCGAGAACAGGAUGAUCCAGAAUCAAAAAUAGGGAAAGCGAGCGAUGAUAGUGUGCUGUUCCCUAAGCGCGCCUCCCGAUUGAACAUAUUCGGUCACAACCCAAGCAUGCUCGCUGAUAUCGACGAGGUCUCCUCGAAUGACGGUAGUCGACCUUCAAUCGCCUUGGGACGCAAAGACUCAUACGCUUCUGGCGUUGAUGGAGGAUAUGGUACGGACGACGAUCGAUCACAAAAUGGUAGCAUCAUGAGCAGAGCCCGCCGAGCAGAGGGCAACAACUUGUUUGGAGGGCGCCAAAAGGUCUAUCGGAUUCCAGUGCGGACGCCGGGGGACAGCCCGGCGCCCGAGAGCCCAUUGGGCUCGGGCAAGUUUGUGUACGACCAUGACCUAAACAUGUCUGCUUUCCAGCGCCUGAGGCUCAAGGAGAAGCAGGAGCGAGCUGCCGCUGAGGAAUCAACUCGAGAAAGCCUCACACAGGAGAAUGAGGAUGCCAAUUCGACCAUCUCUGCACAGCGUACCACCUUCUCUUCGACGGCAUCGGGACCUGCAGCGGAUGCGCGCUCCUCGACCGCGGCUACUUCAAUCGACGAAUCCCAAUUUAUUGUGUCGCAAUCACAAGUUUCCACUCCUGCAGAAGCCCACGUGGACUUCCGGUCAGCAUCUGCCAUGUCGACCCCAAAGACUGGCUCAAUCCGCUCCCCGUCGGCUCUACGGUCAAGGCCUGACUCAGGCUGCUCAGAACCAGCAGUCCUCAACUUUGAAUCGGUUGGAGAGCUUGAGCCGCCAGCGUGCGGUGCCUCCAAUCUGCGGGGUCGGCUGCAGAAGCUCAACAUUACGGAGCAAGCUCCUUCGUCCCGGCCUACUAGUCCUCCCUCAUCAGCGACCUCGCCCCAGCAGGCCACUAUUCCGGAACCUUCGCCUAUGGAACGCAUCUCACCCACGGCCGCCGCUUUCGGGUCUGCCCCUCCCCUGAGCCCGCCCUCGAGCGAGAACGAGGAUGGUGCCUCCUUGUUGGCCGCAGCACUCAACCCCGAAGACCACGGAAAGGCCACCGCCAUGGGUCUUUUCAACCGACCCGCCACCGGCUUUGACGAGCAGGCAUUCGCUCGCCGCCAGCUUCAGAUGCAACAGGGACGCAGCACUCCCCCGUUGCGGCGUCCUUCUUCCCCCCUCGUCGCCCUCUGCCCGCGGAGCCUGUGUAGUGAUGCGCAUCACGGCAUUGACUACUCCCGAGCAUCUAGUGUGGAAGCAUCACCAGGACGGCCUGGUGUGUCAACUUUUUAUGCUACUUCUACUGCCAGCGAAUCUGGAGACGAAGGCGAUGAUCGCGGAUCCUACGAGCUUUCUUCUGCUACAUCACUGGCCACCGAGUAUGGUCCCUCGCUGCAUCAUUCCUUUGCAUCUAAGCCGCCGACACCCACCGGCGACCACCUUGAGACGCUUCCCGAGGUGAGAUAUUCGGAUCUCGGUGACCUUAAGCCCAUCGAAGAAAACGUGGACGAGCCCCAUCCAUCAGGCAUGACUGGGGAUCACACCCCCGAGCGUCCUGACUCACCAAUACUUCAUGGCGUUGGGCUGAGUGGGAUUCGGUCUCAUCUGCGUAACCCAAGCGACAAGUCUUCAAUCUACCCGCCUCCAUCGCCUGGUCUUCCAGCGCAAGACUCCAUUGCAAAUAGACUCGCUAUGGAGGAGCCUAUCCUUGAGCAGUCGCGCAGUCCUUCCAUUGCAUCGCAUCCCCGAGAGGAAGAUAUUCCCUCGUCAACUGAACAGCUAGAGGCAUCAAGCCGCGGCAGCGAGGAUUCAUCCGAGUCCACUGCUUUCCCCGGAAAUAGCUCAGACUCGAAUAUUGCGUCGUGGAAAGAGGAGCUUUACCAACACCACCGCCAGGAUGGGAGUACCGAAACUCAGAAAGAGCGCGAAGAGUUCGCCAUUGAGCUGGCCGAGCGACGCAGAAAGGUUCAGGAGAAGCUGCGCAGUGUUGCAGAAAGCGAGAGCCGAUCUAGCAGCCCUACCCCUGGGCGAUCGACUCCGGAAAUCAAGGCAGGCAACGCUUUCUCUAUGCUGAAGUAUAAAUCAAGCAAGCAGGAGCUUCCAAGGAAUGAUAUCAAGAACGGCCAUAUCUAUGGCUAUGGCAACUCAUCCACACCUGCUUUACCAUCCGAUGAUCUUCGCCGCGAUGAGGAACGUGCUGCAUUCAACUUUGGCCGCCACGGCAACUCUAGCUCCCCUCAAGUUGCCGAGCGAUCCUUCCGAUCUCGGAUGCCAGCCCUCAGCCGGACUGGCCGUGACGCAUCGCGCGAGUCGAGUGACAGCCGCAAUGAAUCUCCCGCUCAGAGGGACCGUUCUGGUUCUGGCGGCUCUGGUCGUUCCAAGAGCCGAACUAGAUACCGCGACCGUGAUGAUCUUCAGACGGUGGACGAAGGCGCAGUUAUCGCACAUGACAAGUUCGUCAUACCUGACAACUUCGAGCCUCCAGUUCCUGCUUCAGUUCCAGGUUCAGCUCGCCCUUCGAUGGAAGGUAACGAGCCUGGUUACUUCGACCUCGCUGCCUCUGCUUCCUCUGGCAGAUACCGCAGCACCAGCCGAUCUGGAACCGCAAGCUUCCAAUACGAACGCCCCUUCCAGUAUCAACAGUCCCAGCCGACCUCAAUGAUCGGUGUCUCCCCGCGACCAUCGCCUGCGACGCCGGCCUACUCUGCCAAUGCCACUCCCCCGCUGAACGAGGAUCAAUCACCCACUACCUCAGCGGGCAGCGGUACCAACCCACCCCAGCGGGCCCCUGGUUACAACAUGCUCCAGAAGCGUCCCAUAAACAAGAAGCUCAUUUCUGAGCCGACAUUCGUGUCGUGCACAUCGAAUGUUCCUACCGUUGGUCUACCCGGAGGGUCUCCAGCAACUACACCCCCAGUGCCCCCCAUGAACCCUCGCCGCCGCCGCGGAACCCAAACUUUCAUCAGCGCCUUCAAACAUGACUCCUCGCGGGUCUCAUCCCCCGCUCCCAGCAUCUCCGAUGAGCACAGCGUCUUCCCCGACGACGAAACUCGCCCACGCUCAAACUCCCGCUCCAGAAACCGCCUUCGCAAGACCUCAAGCGAAGGAGGUAGCAUGAACGUGCGCGCUCGCCAGGAAGCAAUGGCGGACCCUGUCCCAGCCGUCCCGUCUUACCCUCCCCCUGCCAUUCCCGCGGAUGGUGGCAUGUUCUAA